AUGACCAUUAGCAAAUCCUCCAAACUCCCACAAACCGCCCUUCUGAAGCAAAUUCUGAAGAGAUGUUCAAGCCCAGGCAAGAAACAUGGUCUCCCUCUUGACGUUCCCAAAGGCCAUUUCGCUGUUUAUGUCGGCGAAAACCGAAGCCGAAACAUCGUCCCCAUCUCGUUCUUGACUCACCCUCAAUUCCAAUGCUUGCUUCAACGAGCUGAGGAAGAGUUUGGUUUUCACCACCACAUGGGCCUCACCAUCCCUAGUGAAGAAGUUGCUUUUCGCUCUCACACUUCUAUGCUUCCAUGA
Messenger RNA from Hibiscus syriacus, 300 nucleotides. Its product is annotated as auxin-responsive protein SAUR50-like. The coding region runs from base 1 to 300 and encodes 99 amino acids. The record is from RefSeq and is a predicted model, not a curated record. NCBI's taxonomy places the organism in Eukaryota, Viridiplantae, Streptophyta, Magnoliopsida, Malvales, Malvaceae. The transcript has a single exon. Gene Ontology annotation, biological process: response to auxin.